CCGCAGCUGCUGCUGAUAUCGUUUGAAACAAGCGGGCGUCCGCAAUCAUCGCUGCCGACGUCGUCGUCGUCGUCGUCGGUGUCGUCAUCAUCGCCGUCGCAAUCGGUUCUCUGCUCGUUUUGUUUUCGGUGCCGUCGCGACGUCGCAUCUUCGCACAGACAGAGCACAGGCGAAGCGCUGUUUUUCGCUCCUAGGGCCCAAUCACUAGUCGAGAUUUCGCUCUUGGUCCCAGUUCUACUCGGUAUUCGCGGAUUGUCGCAGCGCUAAAUCACUUUGGUGUUGCUCAGGUGGGAAAACCAGCCAGCAUAGCUCCACACACAGACAGAGCGCGCUAUGUGCAUAUUUCGGUUGGAGAAGGCACUUCCGGUGGAAAGGAAAAUAUUUUGCCGUGGCGUUGGCAAUUGAAUUGAAAGCGCGUGAAAGCAGUGCGGGCAGUGAGAGACGGUUUUUUGCGCGCUAAGCGACUGGAGUUUCAUUUUUUUCGUGUUAUUGUUAGUUCAUUGUGGUGUUAUCCCGAUCAGGGUAAGUGUGAGAAAGGAGGAAACGGAAGAUUACUAUCUAAUCAGCCAUCGCCGCCAACGGAGAAAGGCGAUCAUAAAUUUCAGAUAGUGGGUGGUGUGUGUGUGACACGAAAGCAUAUUAAAGAUUCUUACUUUCUUGCCGUGCGGUGAAGGCUCUAUCAAAAGCAGCUCGAGACGAGCAGCUUACCACCGCCAACCCAAAGGGGGAUCAGAGAUUGGUGAUUAUCCCUGUGCUAGAGAAGACAUACGUGUACAGGAAAUUGGUAAUGAUUACGGUUUGGCAUCAGGUGUGAUCUAUGGGGCCCGUGCUCCAAGAGUGGCUUUGAUGAGCAUAGGUGUUUAUCGUGCUUCGGACGGCAUAUAGUCGCUGUUCUGUUGGCAAGGAAAAUCUCAAGAAGCCGCUCGUCGCGCUCUAGUUUCCGUUGUGUUCCUGAGAGUUUGCUAUCACGGUACGGUUUUAAUUGAUGUAGAAAAGAAUUUUCCUUUUUGUGGCGCCUGACAUUCGCACUUUGUGUUUGUGUGUGCGGGUUUUUUUUUGUUGUUGUAUUCUAUCAAGUGUGAAGCACUGGAAACGGAAAUAAGCGGGCAGAAGUCACGAUGUGAGCGAGGGAAAGCAAAUCGGGGCCAUCAGUGACGGCUAAAAGGCAGCCUCGUGCUGCGUCGCAACUCCUUGGCAGUGGUGUAGGCAAGGCCAGACGCAAAUAGCGAAAUUCCGUGAGUCGCAACAGAGGGAAAGGGAAGUGAAAAACCUGUGCCCCAGUGUCGUUCUGGAUCCACAAGGAGAGUGUAUCCGAGUGAAGGUCGUUCCAAGGCGAAAAAGUUAAUUUUUCCACUGUGUGUUCCAGUGCUCGGGAAGAAGGCGCCAGCGGCGGAAAGGCGGAAUCCCAAGGACACGCUGUUUGGGCAGCCCACAAAUUUUUCAUAUCGAUAAAAGAUCACCCCCCACAGGCGCCUACAAACGACGCGAACAAGCAAACAUCCGGAACAAGCCAAGGAUGGAGCCUCUCGUCUCGUUCGUCGGGUCAGCACCGAACGACGGGACCAUCACCAGCCGGCGCUAGGCGGCUGCGUUGGGUCGAUAUUGUUCACAGCGUGCAAGCAAACGCAAGGAUCUUCCAUGAGGGCGGCAAUUGCCGGGGCGGCCCCACCGUGGAACGGCAAUCAUGAUGACUAUCGCGAAGGUGAAGUUUACGCGAAAAUUAAUGACUAUCAGGUCUAAAUUGAAGCAUCAGUGAGCACGAUCCGGUGGAAUCGGAUGAAUUGUGUUGUGCCGAGAGUGCACAUAAAUGUUGUUAUUAAUAUAAAAAAAAAUAUAUAUACACACAGGUGGAGAAUACAGCGAAAGUUUUUGCAGUUUAUCGGUGCAGUAGAACCGGAAAGUUCAAAAGUGAUGGGUGUAAUUCAAAAUAAUCGUCCUGCAGGUGCAAACGGCAGAAGAUGAGGGAGGGCGCGACUACACGUUCCGGCACAUGAGUGGGUGUUCAUUAGCAAUAAAUAUAAAUUUCAAUUGAGUGCAAAUCAGUCGCAGGUGGAGGCAAAAAAAAAGGUUCAGUUGAGUGUGAAAUAAUUGAAAAGUCGUGGUUGUGAGUUUAAAAAUAAUAGGUGUUUGUGAGCGUUAUAUCGAUCCUCGGUAGUAGAUCCACUUGGUCUAAUUUAGUGUGAAAUAGCUUUUAGGCAGGCUUGCGUGCUCCAGUUGCUGUGUGUGUCGUCGUGUACGGUGUAUGAUGAAUCCUUCCAACGAUGAUCUAUCGAAAUAUAUGUAUUCAGCAUCAGCAUCUUCCUUCUCCCGGUCAUCUUUCGCACAGGACAGUUCCACCAGCGGUGGUGGCGGUGGGAUCGGACUGUUCUUCAACGGUACAAGUUCGGCGCUGGCCUCGGCCGCCGGUUCUUCCUCGGCAGCGGUUUUUGGAAUCGGUUCGAACGCGGCUCUUGGAACGGGUCCUGGUCGAGGCGGCGGAUCAGUUGAUUCAGUCGGGGGUAACAUGAUCCUCCGGGGGUACAGCACCAGUGCACCCUCGCUCGAUCCGAUGGAAAUCGCUGGAACCGAAACCGUCAUUGACGAAAGCAUUGCCAGCGGCGAAUGGCUGGACGUCGUGCUGUUAGUCCUGAAGGCGUCGAUUAUGAUGUUCAUCAUCGUGGCUGCCAUUUUUGGCAACCUGCUCGUCAUCAUAUCGGUUAAGCGUCAUAGAAAAUUAAGGGUCAUUACGAAUUAUUUCGUGGUAUCACUCGCCAUGGCCGAUAUUAUGGUGGCGAUGAUGGCCAUGACAUUUAAUUUUAGCGUACAAAUUACGGGAAGUUGGAAGUUUGGAUCCUUCAUGUGCGAUGUGUGGAACAGCUUGGAUGUGUACUUCUCAACCGCCAGCAUACUGCACUUGUGUUGUAUUUCAGUGGAUAGGUAUUAUGCGAUAGUGAAACCACUUAAGUAUCCGAUAAGCAUGACAAAACGAGUCGUAGCCAUAAUGUUACUCAAUACCUGGAUAUCACCAGCACUGUUGUCAUUCGUACCGAUCUUCGCCGGUUGGUACACCACGGACAAGCACAAGGAGGAUGUGCUCAACAAUCCGGACAGCUGUCUGUUCAUCGUGAACAAACCGUACGCCGUCAUCUCCAGCUCGAUCUCGUUCUUCAUCCCGUGCACGAUCAUGGUGUUCACCUACUUCCAGAUAUUCCGCGAGGCCAAUCGGCAGGAGAAGCAGCUGGCGUUGCGCCAAGGUACUGCCAUGCUGAUGCAUCAGCACAACACAGGAGGGGGUGGGGGAGUGGGGAGCAGCAGCGCAGGCGGCGGCACCAACGGAGAAGCCCUUAGUGGAUCCGGUUCGUCGAAGACGCUCACGAUGCACGAGGUGGACGCCGAGCAGACGCCCACUAAGGACCGUCAUCUGAUCAAGAUGAAAAGAGAACAUAAGGCUGCACGAACGCUCGGGAUCAUCAUGGGGACGUUCAUCCUCUGCUGGCUUCCGUUUUUUCUAUGGUACAUCAUCACGUCGCUCUGCGAUGCCUGUCCGAAUCCGGACAUCGUGGUCGCCCUAGUCUUCUGGGUCGGCUACUUCAACUCGACGUUGAACCCACUGAUCUAUGCCUACUUCAAUCGGGACUUUCGGGAAGCCUUCCGAAAUACCCUGGACUGUAUGUUCUGCGCCUGGUGGCGCCGGGAGACGUCUCCGCUGGACAUCAACGUGCGAAGGUCCAGCCUGCGCUAUGACUGCCGAGCGAAGAGUGUCUACUCGGAGAGCUAUCUGCGGCCGUCGCAGAACGAUCGCUUCAACAGUGAGGUCGGUGAGAGUCUCUAAUACCUCCUACCGGCAAAUCCUACCCGACAGUCCCGUGUGUGACGUUAGAGUAUCGAGUUCGUAGAGUUAAGGGAGAAAGCUAGAUUUAGCACGAAAAAUAACAACAACAAAAUGCAACACGGCUAAAAAUACCAAAAAUUAGAACAAAGACAAGCUAAUUAGAAUAAUUUAAUGCGGCUAAGUGAAUGGACGGCAAUCUUCGUUGAGAGUCCCAUUAGCGUGUGUGAACGAUGUUAGUUUCUUCCGCUCAAAUCUAGAAACGAGUACCGAAUGUACGGGGAGUAAACUUCUUCCAGUGACAGCAAGAGUUGUUUUUUUGGCGAAACUGCAAACGUGAAGUGUUGCUGGAAAAACCACACAGGAAAAAGCCACAAAAAUGACACACUUUUUGCGACACGGAAGCUCAGCAAAUAGACAAACAAACAAUGUGGAACGAAGUGAAUUUUUUUAUAUUUAUGCACUUGGAUUUAUUUCGUUUUUCCUCCAUUACAGAGCUUCUGGUUUUGCAGCUAGGAAGCGAUGGAGAGUGAGACAAACAAAAAAUAAAGCUCUAAUGGAUCGCGUUUCGACCGGAGGGCUGCCAACGAAGCGAAUCUCCGAAAUGGCUUCCUUCCGCAUUGUCAGUUUAGUGCGCCUCUCUACCCCAUCGUUUUGCAGAUUGUUGUCACAAGCACAAAAAGGAGAAAAAGCAAAAUGGAAACGAGAGGCAAGGGUUCAAAAAAGGGAAAAAAAUAUAGCUUUAACCAAAACAACUAAGUUACAUUUAAUUACCCGUUAGGGGGAAAAAAACCUUCGUCGUUCGUAGGUGGUCUCAUCUUGGGCGGAAAUGAGGCGGAGAAAGUUUUUCUACCCCACUUUAGAGUGAGAGUAAACGAGUGAAAUAAUUGCUAGUGUAAUUUUGUUGUGAGAACGAGCGUGCAUUUCAUGAGAUCCUUCCCAUUAGAGUGAACGGAUGCUAGGGAUAAGUGAAAAAAAAUAAGUAGUAAAAAAACAAACUAAGGUACACGCCAUAGCGGAGAGAUAGAAAUAUGAUUUUGUUAUUAAUCUCGGAUGUUUAUCAUGAGCUGAACGGUACGUGUUGAAUAGUUUAUGGUAAGGUUUUGUGAUAGUCUCAGCGUGUGACUUUAUGAUUCCGUGGUGCUAAAUAAACUCGCGAUUCAGUUCAGUUUGUUCGUUAUUAUUUCGUAGUGCAUAAUGUAGACCAACAGAGAUGAUGUCAUACUUAAGUUUCAGGUGCUAUCAAGUCAUUAUAAUUGCGCAAUUCAAGCUGGGCCAGAGUCUUCGUUUAAAUGUUAAAUGGUCAU
Toxorhynchites rutilus septentrionalis is the source of this 5115-nucleotide messenger RNA. RefSeq names its product octopamine receptor beta-2R (gene Octbeta2R). Gene Ontology annotation, cellular component: membrane. Gene Ontology annotation, biological process: adenylate cyclase-activating adrenergic receptor signaling pathway. The record is from RefSeq and is a predicted model, not a curated record. Gene Ontology annotation, molecular function: octopamine receptor activity. NCBI's taxonomy places the organism in Eukaryota, Metazoa, Arthropoda, Insecta, Diptera, Culicidae. The coding region runs from base 2243 to 3811 and encodes 522 amino acids. The transcript has 8 exons.